AUGCUGACCAAGGCUGAAAAGAGGGAGAAAUUACGCUUGUUAAAAGAAGCUAGAAAGACGGGAGCUAGAGUUACACUAGAUUCUGAUGACGACACCAAUUUGAAUGAAAUCUAUGAUGAAGUAGACGAAGAAACGUUUAGAGAACAUAAAAGACAUCAAUUAAUGAAUGAUGACUUUAUUGUUGAUGAUAAUGGCGAAGGGUAUGUUGAUAAUGGUGCUGAUGAAUGGGACGACUCUUUGAGGCCUAACUAUUACUCAGAUGAAGAGGUUGUGGAAUCGAACAAAAAGAGACGCAAGAACAAAGUGGGACAAAGGCCCGCCAAAGUUGCCAAGACUGCACCAAUAAACAACUUUUUCAAAUCUACUACCCGUAACAACGAAGUCAAGAAAGUAGACAUGAAUAUCGACGAUAUUCUUGAAGGGUUUCAAGAAGUGGUGCCACAGAAGAAAGCCAACAUGGCAAAAUCGUUUGCAAACUUUAAAAAGACAAAUACCAACAAAACAAAGAAACCAAACACGUCGUUUACAUUUUCCACUGUCACCAGAGAAAGAAAAUCACCUUCAGUUGAGACUUUCAAUGCAUCUUCGGACUAUACUAUGGAUUUCGAUGAAAUUGAACAGCCUUCAUCCCCUGGAACCAUCUUUGCUAGUGAUGCCGUUCAGGAGAAGGAGAAUAUUAACCCCGCUUCAUCGCCUCGGAAGGAGUUAAAGAGCGAUAAAAGUGGUCCAGAACCAAAGCCAGAUGAUAGCGAUUCCGACGACGAUGUGAUAUUUGCAAAGAGACCCAGAACAUCCGGUGUUAAGAGAGAAAAUAACGCUACUACGAUCUCUUCAGUCAAAGCUAGUUCAAUCUCAUCGUCACCGCCAAGACAACCGAGCACGAUGUUUGCAAAUCAUACGGAUAAAAUAGAUGAACUGAAUGUGAGCGGUGAGACUGGAAGCUUCAAAAUGUUUUGGUUAGACUAUGCUGAAGUUGAAAACUCAUUAUUGCUUUUUGGAAAAAUACAAACCAAGGAUGGUAAAUUGGCUUCUGGGGUUGUUCAGGUUAAUGGGCUUUGUCGCGAAUUGUACAUCUUACCUAAGGAGAAUAAAACUGAUGCUGAAAACCAAAGAUACACUACAGAUGAUGUCCUAGAAGAAAUUACUCCUAUUUUCAUGGAAAAUUACAAGUUGGAAACGCUCAGGGCUAAGCCAGAAGUAAAAAAGUACGCUUUCGAAUUGGCUAAUAUACCUAAAGAAGCCGAGUAUUUAAAAGUAUUGUUACCAUAUAAUACUGCUACAAACAGAAAGGUCCUUCCUGCUGACACCGAAGGAGAAACGUUCAACCAUAUAUUUGGAACCAACGCAAACAUGUUUGAAUCUUUUGUCACCCAGAGGGGGAUCAUGGGUCCAUGCUGGCUUGAAAUUCAAGGUGGUGACUUUGACGCUAUUCGAAACUCGUCUCAUUGUCAAAUUGAAGUUGCAAUUAGUCUGCCGGGGAAGGUGAGUGUUGUGGACAAGGCUCCACCAUCAGCUCCUAACUUGACAUGCUCCUCUGUAUCGGUACAGACAGUGAUGAAUCCAAAACGAAACAGGCAAGAGAUUGUUUCCGUAUCUUUGGCCACGUACUACAAUUUACCCCAGGAUGCUCCAAUUCCAGAAGACUUGAAACCAGAUGAUGUUAUUACGUUCGCGAGACCAGUGGGCACAGUUUCAUUCCCUCCAGGAAUGAAACAAUUGGCAGAAAAGGAUCAGUUUGAACUACGUAUUUGCCCCAACGAGAAGGUUUUAUUAAACGCAGUGGCGGCCAAAGUCAAGAGCGUUGAUCCAGAUGUAUUUAUUGGUCAUAGGUUGGAAAAUAUUUCUUUGGAUGUAUUAGUACAUCGAAUGCAUGAUGAACAAGUCACUAUAUGGUCCGCGUUAGGACGCAGAAACAGAAAGCAAUGGCCACAUGCAAUCAAUAGGCAUGGUUCAGGGUUCAACAACAAUUUGCUUAUUCGUGAGGUUUUCCAAGGAAGGUUGUUGUGUGAUAUUGCAAACGAAAUGGGACAAUCGUUAACAAUGAAAUGUCAGUCUUGGGACUUGGUUGAGAUGUAUGACGUUGUUUGUCACAAGAAACACAAUGCGUUGGAUAUCAAUUAUCAAAACUCUAAAUUCUCCGAGGAUGCUACAUUAUUUAUGCUCGCAUUGAAAGAGAAUGAGGUCAAUGUAAAGAUUGCAAGUGAAGUAGCCUUUGCCACCCAAAUACUUUCGUUAUCGAAACAGUUGACGAAUAUUGCUGGUAAUGCUUGGAGCCACACUUUGAGUGGUACCAGAGCUGGUAGAAAUGAGUACAUCUUAUUGCACGAGUUUAGAAGAAACAACUAUAUUGUUCCAGACAAAGAGGAUUCGACUCACAAAAAUACAACGUUUCAGCAAGAGGCUCAAUUGGAAAACAUUGACGACGAUGUACAAACAACGACAUCGAAUAAGAAGCCAAAGUACCAAGGUGGAUUGGUCUUUGAACCGGAAAAGGGGUUGCACAAGAAUUACGUUUUGGUUAUGGACUUCAACUCAUUGUAUCCUAGUAUUAUUCAAGAAUACAACAUUUGUUUUACAACUGUUAACAGAGACAAAUUCAAUGUUACACAUAAUGAGGAUAAGGAUAUGCCCUUGAUACCAGACAAUGAUUCAGAAAGAGGAGUAUUGCCAAGAUUAUUGAAUUCCUUGGUUACCCGUCGUAGAGAAGUGAAGAAGUUGUUGAAGGACCCCAAAAAUACCCCCUUUCAAAAGGCCCAAUAUGAUAUCAAACAACAAGCUUUAAAAUUGACAGCCAAUUCCAUGUAUGGUUGUUUGGGUUAUGUAAACUCUAGAUUCUAUGCCAAACCAUUGGCGAUGUUGGUGACAAACAAAGGUCGUGAAAUUUUGAUGGAUACGAGACAGCUUGCUGAAUCAUCGAGUCUAAGAGUUGUGUACGGAGACACUGAUUCUGUCAUGAUUGACACAGGUGCUCAAAGUUUGAAAGAUGCUAUCAAAAUUGGUGAAGAGUUUAAAAUUCAAGUUAAUGAGCGCUAUAAGAUGUUGGAAAUUGAUAUUGACAAUGUAUUCAAACGAUUGUUGUUACAUGCUAAGAAGAAGUAUGCAGCCAUGAAUGUGUCGUUGAGUAAAGCUACUGGUGAAGAGAUAACUGCAUUGGAGGUUAAGGGAUUGGAUAUGAGGAGACGUGAGUAUUGCCAGCUUUCAAAAGACAUUUCUACGUUUGUUUUGAUGAAAAUCUUGUCCGACUCAGAUCCAGAAGAGGCCUUGCAAGAUGUUUACACGUAUUUGGAAGAGAUGCGAGACAAGAUCCUUGGAAAUGGGAUACCAGUGGACAGGUUCAAGAUCAACACAAAACUUUCAAAGGAUCCUAACAACUACCCUAAUGGGAAAUCGAUGCCCCAAGUACAGGUUGCGCUUCGUUUGAAAGCUGAAGGAAAAGUGAUCAAGGCAGGUAGUGUCAUAACUUAUGUCAUCACUGCCCCUACCGAUGAUAAGGACAAGUCGACAGUUGCAGAAAGAGCACGAGCAAUUCAAGACUUGUUAUCCAAGAAGCUGGAUUUAAAGCCAGAUCCAAUGUAUUAUCUUGAGAAACAAAUCUUUGCUCCUGUUGAGAGGUUAUUGGACAAGAUUGAGUUGGUUGAUAUGAUGCGAGUGGCCACAAGCUUAGGCAUCGACACCAAACGAUACAUUCUUAAAGUCAAGAAUGAAGGAUUGAAUGAAAUAACAUCAAUUGAGUCAAAUAUUUCCGAUGACGAGAGAUUUAGACAAUCAAGUUAUCUUGUAUUGAAGUGCAAUUGUGGCCAUGCAUUCAGGUAUGGUGGUAUUCAACCAUCAAGCGACUAUAAGGUUACAUUUAAUGGAGUAACGUGCAAGAAAUGUGACUUUAGUUUCCCCACAGUAAAACUCACAGCUCAACUUGAGGCAACAAUAAGAAAGCACAUUGCGUUAUACUACUGUGGCUGGUUAGUCUGUGAUGAUACAUCAUGUGGAAUUGAAACAAGGCAGAUCUCUGUUUAUGGAAAGAGGUGCAUCGGAGCUUCUGGCAAAGGUUUAGACUGCAGAGGCGUCAUGAGGUACAGGUAUACCGACAAGGCAUUGUACAAUCAAUUGUUGUACUUUAAUUCCAUCUUUGAUGUGGAAAAGACAAAAGCAGGAAAACUAAGGCCAAUUGUUGACGCGCUUGAGACAUCUUCUUCUUCGGGUGAAGAUCAGCAGAAAUUGGCUCAGGGACAAGUCGAUGCCUUGGCAGAACAGAAUAAGGAGUUGUUUGCAAACUGUCAAGAGGUUGUUCUGAAAUAUCUUGAGGAAUGUGGACGUAGGUAUGUGAAUAUGGGAUCAAUUUUCGAUUUCAUGAGUUAG
This is a messenger RNA of Lodderomyces margitis, 4356 nucleotides long. RefSeq names its product DNA-directed DNA polymerase alpha catalytic subunit (gene POL1). Gene Ontology annotation, molecular function: DNA replication origin binding; chromatin binding; single-stranded DNA binding. Lineage: Eukaryota; Fungi; Ascomycota; Pichiomycetes; Serinales; Debaryomycetaceae. The record is from RefSeq and is a predicted model, not a curated record. Gene Ontology annotation, biological process: mitotic DNA replication initiation; DNA replication; leading strand elongation. Bases 1 to 4356 code for a protein of 1451 amino acids. The transcript has a single exon. Gene Ontology annotation, cellular component: alpha DNA polymerase:primase complex.